AGGGAGCAUAACAAAUUAUUUUAAUACCUUUAAUCUCACUAAAGAACAACUAAAGUUACUUGAUGUAACUUUUUCAAUGGAAACACAGCAACUAAAUAUUCUCUAAUGUCAUUUUCUAGAGCUGAAUCAAAAAUUUCCCAGAUUUUUGUUUUCUCUAAAAGAAAGAACUAAGAAAUACCAAGAUUUAAAACUUAAAUACUUUGGAACACUCCGAAGAACAACAUGGGAAAAACUGGUAGACGAAUUGAAUCUCAUAGAAUAAGAUGUCUUUCCAAGCUGAAGAUGUUUCUAUUGGCAAUAACAUGUGCCUAUGUAUCCAAAACACUAUCUGGAUCUUAUAUGAAUUCCAUGCUCACACAAAUAGAGAGACAAUUCAACAUCCCAACAUCUCUAGUUGGAUUUAUUAAUGGCAGCUUUGAGAUUGGAAAUCUUUUGUUGAUUAUAUUUGUGAGUUAUUUUGGAACCAAACUGCAUAGACCUAUAAUGAUUGGUGUUGGCUGUGUGGUUAUGGGCCUAGGGUGUUUCUUACAAUCUCUACCUCAUUUCCUCAUGGACCGAUAUGAAUAUGAAUCUACAGUUUCAGUUUCAGGCAAUUUGUCCUCAAACAGUUUCUUAUGUAUGGAGGAUAGAAUCCAGAUUUUCAGACCAACAGAAGAUCCAUCAGAAUGUGUGAAGGAAGCUAAAUCGUUAAUGUGGGUGUAUGUACUAGUAGGAAAUGUUAUACGUGGAAUUGGUGAAACUCCCAUCAUGCCUUUGGGCCUUUCCUACAUAGAAGAUUUUGCCAAAUCUGAAAACUCUCCUUUCUAUAUUGGGUUAAUAGAAACAGGAGCUAUCAUUGGUCCUUUGAUUGGACUUCUGCUAGCGUCAUUCUGUGCAAAUGUUUAUGUUGAUACUGGAUUUGUGGAUACAGACAAUCUGAUCAUAACUCCCACUGACACUCGUUGGGUUGGUGCAUGGUGGUUUGGCUUUCUGAUUUGUGCAGCCGUGAAUGCGUUUACUGCCAUUCCUUUUUUCUUUUUGCCCAAAACGCUUCCAAAGGAAGGACUAGAGGAUGAUGCUGACAUCAUUAAAAAUGACCAAAAGGAGAAACAAGAAGAAGAGGUCAAGAAGGAAAAGGCUGGAAUCACUAAAGAUUUUUUACCAUUCAUGAAAAGUCUUUUAUGCAACCCAAUUUACAUGCUUUUCAUAAUCAUAAGUGUGAUACAGUUCAAUGCAUUUGUUAAUAUGCUUUCCUUCAUGCCUAAAUAUAUGGAACAGCAAUAUGGAAAAUCAGCUUCGGAAGCAAUCUUUCUAAUUGGUGUUUAUAAUUUGCCUCCAAUAUGCGUUGGAUAUAUAGUUGGUGGUUUAAUUAUGAAGAAAUUCAAGAUCACUGUCAAACAAGCUGCCCACAUAGGAUGUUGGUUCUCUUUAACUGAGUACUUUCUCUAUUUUUUGUCUUUUCUCAUGAUUUGUGAUAAUUCUUCAAUUGCUGGCAUGACCACCUCUUAUAAAGGAGGAAGGUUUUGCUCCCAGUGGUCAAGCUCUACAGAUUGUCCCAGUGGUCCCCGUGAGGUGCAACUUGAGUGGGCAUCCUGGGAGUGCCGCACAGUGCUGAGGAAGCUCUGCAUCCGCCGUGGGCUCUCUUUCCCACUGGGAGCCUUCCCAGGGCAGUGCUGUGCCAGUCUGGAGGAGGGACAGUUAGAUCGGAGUGUGUUCCAAAAUUGUAGCUGCAUUCAGACAUCAGGAAAUUCAUCUGCAGUUCUUGGGCUGUGUGAUAAAGGACAUGACUGUUCCAUGAUGUUGCAGUACUUUUUAAUCUUAUCUGCGAUUAGCAGUUUCAUUUAUUCUUUAUCUGCCAUACCUGGAUAUAUGGUUCUGCUAAGGUGUAUCAAGCCUGAAGAGAAGUCUCUCGGUGUGGGAUUACAUGCAUUCUGCACAAGAGUAUUUGCUGGAAUUCCUGCACCUAUAUAUUUUGGAGCUUUAGUGGAUUAUACGUGUUUACACUGGGGAACUUUGAAAUGUGGUGAGUCAGGGGCAUGCAGGAUGUAUGAUUCCACCAACUUCAGAUACAUCUACCUCGGAUUGCCAGCAGCACUACGAGGGUCAAGCUAUAUUCCAGCCUUUUCGAUCCUAAUUCUUUUGAGGAAGCGUCAUCUACCUGGUGAAACUGCUCCUUCAGGAACUGUGCUUGUAGAGACAAAGUUUACAGGGAAGGAAAAUGAGUGCAAAGAUAUGCACCAAAAUGCCAAAGUUUUAAAUGACGAUGAGUUGAAAACUAAACUGUAACGCUCUAUUACAUUAUGCUUCCCAGAACUGGAGAACACACUAAGCCUUAACCAUUUUAAAAAUCAAUAGAGAUAUUUCAGGUAAUUUUUUUUUUUUUGGUCUUUAAGACCCUCAAAAAACUGUUUUAUUCAAGACAAAACAAUCUUCACUGAUGGCCUUUGAGAGACAUCAAAGACACCUGGGAUUUUUCUGAGGGACAUUUAUAACAACCCUCAAAAGAGGAUAUUAGUUGCUUUUAUUUUUGUGUUAAAACAUCAAUUUCUCUUAUAAUUGAUUCCAAAUGGGUAUAUUUCCCACAUCUUUUCCAGAUGAUUCUAAAAAUUUAUUAUUAUGAAAAUCUAUUACAUUCCACUGAAUUGCUGCUUUGAUAUUAAAAUUACAUAGAGUCUGAAAUUCUUAUCCUGCUUAUGUGAAUAUUUAAGUCUUUUAUUCAAAUUUAUCAGUUCAUGUGAAAGAAGCCUGUAGAUUCUUAUUCUGUUUAGGAAUUUUUCUUUAAAACUUCCUAUUCAGCCCAGACAUAACUCUUUUUGAAUAGAUCCCUCAUUAAUAUGCCAUCACUUGCUUCUAGUUUGUCCCCUGGUUUAUUACUCAUGUCACAUAUUUGCUCAUUGUGUUCAAAGGACUGACAAACGUAAUCAGGUUAUUAAAAAUCAU
Molecule: messenger RNA, 2919 nt
Organism: Manis javanica (Malayan pangolin)
Lineage: Eukaryota; Metazoa; Chordata; Mammalia; Pholidota; Manidae
Source: RefSeq, a predicted model, not a curated record